Messenger RNA from Australozyma saopauloensis, 939 nucleotides. RefSeq lists its product as uncharacterized. The transcript has a single exon. Gene Ontology annotation, cellular component: nucleus. Lineage: Eukaryota; Fungi; Ascomycota; Pichiomycetes; Serinales; Metschnikowiaceae. The record is from RefSeq and is a predicted model, not a curated record. The coding region runs from base 1 to 939 and encodes 312 amino acids.
AUGGUCGCCGUGGCUGCGCCGCCCCUUCCUGGCAUCCUAGUUCGUAACAGUAGGCUUUCUUCCGAGUACAUUCGGGAGAAUUUGGAUGCCAUCAACACUCCGGUGCGCGUGGAGUUGGAUCCCAGCUUCAACGAUAUGCCGGCCGCGUGGUCGGAGAAGGAGUUGCUCCAUGAGCGCCGGUUGGUGCGCAUGGUUGUCGACAGAGAGGGCUGUAAUGUUUUUCGCAUCAAGUGUGAGGCGGUUGCGCCGGACUACGGAGUGCUCGAUCUGGAGGCGUUGGUGAUCUCGUGCAUUCGCUGGGCUGAGAAGGAUACCUACGUGCUCACGUCGGUCGAUCUUUUGCACGUCUUGGAGCAUUUGGUGGGCGAGACCUUUUCCACCCAGGAGAAGAGUAGAAUCCGCCGUAACUUGCAAUUUCUCAGGCCCAUCACCGUCAACAGAACCUCCUCUGCCCGUCUUUUUAAUGCCGUUAUGGCCAUGGACAACCCUAGACCGCGCAACAUCGAGAAGGACUUGAAGGUGUUUAGAUGGCUGUCCAUGUACGUGGCGCUCACCAAGGUGUUGUCAAAAUACUCGGUCAACCCUGCUGGAACCGCCGAAAGCUUGCUGCUUGCACCUUCUUCUUCCGAAUCAAAUGCAAAUGGUGGCGCAAACAACGCCUCGAGUGGCGAAGUACUUUCGGUACCGGGGCGCAAGAACUCGGCCAAUCUGCGUGCUGAUGUUCCCGCCGUCACCACGGCUCCGCAACCAGUCAACUCGUUGACUGCGUUGCCUCGUAGUAUCGCUACCAAGGCUUUGGCGAAAGAGUCUCGACCGAGGCCUCGACCGGGCGCAGAAUCAAAGCCCUCCUCCAACCAAAUUAGGGCGAGUUCUAGCUGGGCUAGAAUCUUCCUGGAGCAGAGCGUCGUUGGAGGCGCCUGCCCAGUCGCGGUUUUUUAA